Molecule: messenger RNA, 1641 nt
Organism: Engraulis encrasicolus (European anchovy)
Lineage: Eukaryota; Metazoa; Chordata; Actinopteri; Clupeiformes; Engraulidae
Gene: gja10a
Product: gap junction protein alpha 10 a
Exons: 2
Coding region: 1-1641 (546 amino acids)
Biological process (GO): cell-cell signaling
Cellular component (GO): connexin complex
Molecular function (GO): gap junction channel activity
Source: RefSeq, a predicted model, not a curated record
AUGGGGGAUUGGAACCUGCUGGGCAGCAUUCUAGAGGAGGUGCACAUCCACUCCACCAUCGUGGGCAAGAUCUGGCUGACCAUCCUCUUCAUCUUCCGCAUGCUGGUGCUGGGCGUGGCGGCGGAGGACGUGUGGGUGGACGAGCAGAGCCAGUUCGUCUGCAACACGGAGCAGCCGGGCUGCAAGAACGUCUGCUACAACAGCGCCUUCCCCAUCUCCCUCAUCCGCUUCUGGGUGCUGCAGAUCGUCUUCGUCAGCUCGCCGUCGCUGGUCUACAUGGGCCACGCGCUCUACCGGCUGCGCACGCUGGACAAGGAGCGUCACCGGCGGCGGGUGCAGCUGCGGGCCGAGCUGGAGGGGGGCGGCGGAGAAGGCGACCCCCUGCUGGAAGGGGAGGCCGGCGGGGGCGGGGGCAUCGAGCACCGGCACCGGCUGGAGAGGGAGCUGCGGCGGCUGGAGGAGACCAAGAGGGUGAAGAAGGCCCCGCUGCGGGGCUCCCUGCUGCGCACAUAUGUCAUUCAUAUCCUGACCCGCUCGGUGGUGGAGGUGGGCUUCAUCGUGGCCCAGUAUAUCUUGUACGGCCUGGGCCUGGACCCGCUGUACCAGUGCAACUCGUCGCCGUGUCCCAACAUCGUGGACUGCUACGUGUCGCGGCCCACGGAGAAGACCAUCUUCAUGGUGUUCAUGAUCGUGAUCGCGUGCGUCUCGCUCUUCCUGAACCUGCUGGAGAUAUCGCACCUGGGCGUCAGGCAAAUCAAGCAGUCGCUGGCCGGCCUGAGGCCCAUCCACGACUGCGACAGCCUGGGCAACCUGGUCCACAAGAUCCCCAACCUUCCAUCGCAGCAUCAGCUGUGCCUGGUGGCCAACAUGUCCCCGCAGAAGAAGAACUCGGGGGCGCUUCUGCCGACCAGCUUCGGCACACCUGAGGGACUCACUGACCCCAAUCUUUACCUGACCUCAGCCAUGGACUUAAUACCUCCAACCCGGCAGCUGCGUCUGUCCAGCCAGGGCCGCAUCCAGGGCCUCCGCUUCCAGAUGCCCCCCGAGCGGGGCAUCUCAGAGAGCCAGCCCCAGCUCCCGGCGCUCAUGCACCACCCGCAGCCCCUGCACCCCCAGUUCCCCUCCACCUCCGUUCCUGACCCCCUCGGCGGCGGGGGGGAGCCCCACAGACGGCUCUCGGUGCUGACCCAACCGUCCCACGAGCUGCAGCUCCAGCACCUGCAGCAGCACCACCCGGGCGGACCCUUGCAGCCCAACCACAUGACCGCGCCGCGCCUCUCCAUGCCCGCGCUGCCCUCGCACCUGGCCCAGCACCGGCCCAGCUUGGCCGAGUCGCGGCGCCUCUUCCUCCAGCAGCAUCAACAGCAUCAACAGGACUACUCGUCGGACAGCGACGUCCCGUACCCGGCGCGGGCGGGGCAGCGCAAGGCCAGCUUCAUGGCCCGCCUGCCGGCCUCGGACAGCGCCACCACCUCCAACGUGUCCAGCUGCCCGUCCAGCCAGCAGCACAGCUCGGAGGAGUCGGAGCUGGGCUCCCUCACCAACGUGGCCGGCAGCGGCAACCCCAUGCUGGGCGGCGGGCGCCGCAUGUCCAUGGCAAGUAAAGCCAACAGACUCAUGGAAUCAGACCUGCUCAUUUAG